AUGGGAUUUCACAAUAAAUGGUGCUCUUGGGUCAUGGGAAUUCUGAAAUCGGAGAACUCUUCUGUGUUGGUGAACGGGUCUCCUACGUUCACGUUUAGAUGUGAAAAGGGUAUGAGACAGGGUGACCUGUUGUCUCCUUUUCUUUUCUUGGUGGUGAUGGAGGCUCUUUCAUGUAUGAUCGACAACGCCAAGUCGGCAGGGGCCAUUAGAGGUAUUUCAACGCCCAAUAACGGGCCGAAUAUUGCUCAUCUUUUUUACGCGGAUGACGCUAUUGUGAUGGGAAAUUGGUCUAGAGCUGAAUUACUUAACAUAGUAAGAAUCCUUCGGUGUUUCUUCCUUUGUUCAUGUCUUAAAAUUAAUAUUGAUAAGUCUAACCUCUAUGGUAUUGGAGUGGGAUUAGGGGAAAUCGGGGAUUUGGCGAAUGUAAUUGGAUGUAAACCGGAUUGUCCUCCUUUUAAAUAUCUUGGGCUUAUAGUAGGUGCUAAUAUGAAUAGAGUUGCAAAUUGGCUUCCAGUUAUUGACACUUUCCGUGCUCGUCUUUCUAACUGGAAGUCUCGUUUGCUCUCGAUCGGGGGUAGUGUGGUUCUUAUAAAAUCUGUUAUGGAAAGUCUCCCGACUUAUUAUUUUUUCCUUUAUAAGGCUCCUAAGAAAGUCAUUCUGAUCUUGAAACCAUGA
Molecule: messenger RNA, 675 nt
Organism: Helianthus annuus (common sunflower)
Lineage: Eukaryota; Viridiplantae; Streptophyta; Magnoliopsida; Asterales; Asteraceae
Exons: 1
Coding region: 1-675 (224 amino acids)
Source: RefSeq, a predicted model, not a curated record